UCCUGGUCGCCAGCCCCCCUGCCGUCAACGACGUCGCCUUGGAAUAUGAGCUACACGCCUCUUCUUCUGCCGCCUCCCCCCCUGCACGCCUUCUGACUUUACAAGUGUUUUGUUCUAUUUUAUGAGCUACUGACGCUGCGUGUGCCCCUCCCCCACACCCCGCGCUCCCCGUCGGGCACCGCUUGCCCGCGUCGUAAACCCUUCUACCACACGCCCAGCUCGUUGGCAUCUAAUGAAAUUAAAGGCGAAAUGUAAUACAGCUGGCAAAGUUUUCACAACGGUUAUUUCCAUGGCUGGCUGCUGCUCGGAGUGCCGCCCGCCCCGCUCCACCAACUUUACAUCUCCCUCCAUUUACAUCUUGGUAAUAUUGAAGAACACAAUGACUAAUCGAUUUGAAGGACUUCCACGAUGCUUUCCUUACCAGACAACGAAUAUUAGGAAAAAUAGUGACUCGGACAUGGCAUCCCUAGCUGCAAAUACCUGCAAACUGGAGGGCGUGGCAGCAGCAGCAGCAGAGUCGUCGGCAAAGGUCGCCCCAAGUAGUCCUCGGCCCGUGGCGUCAUCCACGCCGGACGCAGACCGCGGCAGGGGGCAGAGGAAAAGCAAACAGCCCUCUUCCGGCUGCACAAUGGAAUUGCGUUCACGCAAAUACACCGAGAUCCUUGGAAGACGUGGCAUACAUGCAUACAGAUCAGGCCAAAAGACACCGAAAUCUGUCCGAGCAACGCGACCUGCUAAAACUCCAAAGAUAUCCGGCACGCCCGGCACACCGAAGACGGCAAAGCGGUUGUCCAAAAGUCGCCUGAAAAUGUAA
This is a messenger RNA of Drosophila montana, 814 nucleotides long. RefSeq lists its product as uncharacterized. The record is from RefSeq and is a predicted model, not a curated record. Lineage: Eukaryota; Metazoa; Arthropoda; Insecta; Diptera; Drosophilidae. The coding region runs from base 233 to 814 and encodes 193 amino acids. The transcript has 3 exons.